This is a messenger RNA of Punica granatum (pomegranate), 3316 nucleotides long. The record is from RefSeq and is a predicted model, not a curated record. NCBI's taxonomy places the organism in Eukaryota, Viridiplantae, Streptophyta, Magnoliopsida, Myrtales, Lythraceae.
UCCUGCUAAGCAAAAUUAUCUCCUUUUGUAUCCUAACUGACACUGAACUGUCUGGCGCGUGAGCUGUUUCUGUUAUAUAACCGUUGUGACCGGCAAAGGUUUUCACCGGAGAAAUGCCUGAUGUGUUUGACUGAUGAGCAAGCUCAAACCUUCAAUCAUCAAUGGCCUCAACCUAGCAACCUCGCCACCCUCCACCGCCACACUCAACGCCGCCGCCAACCGCCUCUCACCCCAAUCCACUCCCCUCCAACUCCUCCUUGCUUGCCCCUCCACCCUCAGAGCCCACCAAAACUCGCCCGACCCCCGCGCAUUUCCAAGCCUCCUCAAGGCCUGCGCCUCCCUAGCGCUGUACCCGCUUGGCCUCUCGCUCCACCAACACAUCGUCGUUGGUGGGUUUGCUUCCGAUGCUUACGUCGCAUCGUCCUUGAUCAGCUUCUAUGCGAAGUUCGGGUCCGUUGACAAUGCCCAGAAAGUGUUCGACAGAAUGCCCGACAGAAACGUUGUACCCUGGAGUUCGAUCAUUGGAUGCUAUUCUCGCUCAGGAUAUGUGGAUAACUCGUUUGCACUGCUCCGUGGCAUGCGCCGCGAAGGAGUGGCUCCGACUUCGGUUACAUUAAUAGAGAUGCUGUCUGGAGAUCUGUCAGAGCUCGCCCAAGUGAAGUGUUUGCACUGUCUUGCUGUCUUAUAUGGCUUUCAGAGUGAUCUGAUUUUGCUCAACUCUUUGCUAAAUGCAUACAGUAAAUGCAGAAGUGUUCACUGUGCGGAGGAUCUUUUUGAGCUGAUGGGUCAAAAAGACAUUAUUUCAUGGAAUACGAUGAUUUCCGCCUAUGUGCUGGUAGGAUAUGUGGAGAAAGCAGUUCAGCUCUUGUAUAAGAUGAGGGUUGAGGGGAGGCAGCCCGACCAGCAGACAUUUGGAUCUUUGGUCUCGGCAACAGCAACAAUAAGUAACCUUAAGUUAGGACAGUCCCUGCAUGGACAUAUUCUAAGACUCGGGCUUGCAUUUGACGUCCAUCUCGAAACCUCGCUAAUAACUAUGUACCUCAAGAGUGGAAGCAGCGAAAUUGCCUUGCGGUUAUUUGACAUAGCCCAGGACAGGGAUGUGAUCCAGUGGACAGCAUUGAUUUCGGGUCUUGUCCAAAACGAUUGUGCCAAAAAGGCAACAGAUGUAUUCCGUUUAAUGUUAGAAUCGGGAGAGUCUCCCUCUAGUGCUACCUUAGCUACUCUCCUGGCUGCUAGUGCCCAAUUGGAUUCCUAUAAUUAUGGAACCUCAAUACACGGCUACAUAUUAAGGCGAAACAUUUCCGUUGACCUUGCAGUCAAGAACUCUCUGAUUACCAUGUAUGCAAAAUGUAAUGGCAUAGAGAAAAGUCGUGCAGUUUUUGAUCAGAUGGAGAACAAAGAUCUGGUUUCUUGGAAUGCGAUAAUAGCUGGGUAUGCUCAGAAUGGGCACAUUUGCCAGUCUUUCUCAUUAUUCAAUGCAAUGAGGGAAGUAAAUAAGAAACCUGAUUCCAUAACAGUCAUCUCCCUCCUCCAAGUUUGUGCCUCAACAUGCGGGCUCCAGCAAGGGAAGUGGGUCCACAGUUAUGUCAUACGAGGAUGCCUUGGACCAUGUGUUAAGGUAGAGACUGCUUUGGUUGACAUGUACUCCAAAUGUGGUAGCAUGGACUAUGCUCAAAACUGUUUCGAUAGGAUGUUGGAGAAAGAUUUGAUUUCUUGGGCUGCAUUGAUCGCAGGCUAUGGCUGCCACGGAAAGGGGGAGGUUGCAUUGAGAGUGUACUCGGAGUUCCUUCGAAGAGGUUCCCUACCAAACGAUAUCCUGUUCCUUUCAGUUCUUUCCUCUUGUAGUCAUUCUGGGCUCGUCAAUCAAGGGCUAGAAUUGUAUCAUUCAAUGACUGAAGAUUUCGGAAUUGAGCCGAGACUCGAGCAUAGUGGUUGCAUUGUGGAUCUCUUAUGCCGAGCUAGGAGGGUACAGGAGGCCUAUGAGUUCUAUAGAAGGGCAUUUUUAGGACCAGAUUUUAAUGUGUUGGGGAUCCUUCUUGAUGCUUGUCGGGCAAAUGGACUUGAGGAACUUGCUGAUGUCAUUGCUCAAGAAAUGUAUCUGUUGAUGCCUGAGAAUGCUGGGUCCUACGUGCAAUUGGUGCACAGCUAUGCUUCAAUGAGCAGGUGGGAUAGUGUAAAUGAGGUGUGGACCAAAAUGCGGACCCUUGGGCUUAGAAAGCCACCAGCUUGGAGCUUUAUUGAACUUUGUGGGAGCAUCACAACAUUUUUUGCAGGUCAUAGUUCUCAUCCCCAGUUCGAAGAAAUUAAAUCAGUGUUGAGAAGUUUGAGCUGGGAAAUGGAGAAAAUGGACAUCAACCUAAAACUGGAGAAAGACUCUUGACCUGUCUUUGAGAUCCCUGCAUAAAAUCAUGAGAUACCUAUUGAGCCUAAUAAUGAUGCCCCACAAAGCAGUGGAUUUCUGCCAUGUUUGGCAUCAAGGAAUCAGAAUAUUGGACUUGCCAUAUAAAAGUCGAUCAUUUAUGGGUGAUAUGACUCAUUCCCUUAUACCAUACUUCAAAUGUCAGAUUCCCCAUGAGCAUGUACUCGGUGAUAUAUCUGUGGGAUUGAAAUUUGCCGCCUGCCGUUAGAUUGCUCAGUGAGUUACGGUCGGUUGAUGGUGAUCCGAAGGAGCGUAUAUUUCGGUGCUCAACAGAUAAUUUGGGAAAGGAUUACCGACACUGCACCUGCCUGGGAAACUUCAGUAUUGUAUAUCUUGUAAUUAUUGACACUUGGAUCAGUCGGCAAGAACACGUGGUUGUUGCCCUUGACACAUGUGGAGAAGGAAGAUAAUGGGAGAGCUCUCUUACAUGCUAACAGCUUCAUAUUCAUUUGUGCGGAUCCUUCACUGGUUCCUGCAAGUUAAGUCCUUCGUUAAGAGUUUCGGAAGUGACAUAAGAUGCUACGGUGCUAGAAGGUAGUAAGGUACUAAGUGCUGGUAAAAUGUAAUUUAGACUCGAGUGAAUUUAGAAGGUACUAAAUGCAGGUAAACAUUCGACUUCAAACAAUUUAGCUUGAUCUUUGCAUUUUGCUGAUGUUGCAGUUACGCCAAAAAUUUUGCAUGCAAAUCAUAUGGCAAAACGUAAUAAGAUCAUCAUUUUCACAAUGAAUGUUGGUUUUGUAUCAUUUGUUCGGUUUUUGUUCUUCCUUGAAUUGUUAUUGUCCUUAUUGUUGCCUGCUAAUACGAAAUCUCUUUGCUAGUUUGCAAAGUACCCUUGCUGUGGCACCGAAUAAAUCAUGUAAAAUUAUUUACUGGUAGCAUCAAUGUCAUGUUAACUCA